Messenger RNA from Salvelinus namaycush (lake trout), 4971 nucleotides. It is a transcript of the gene wdr33, whose product is annotated as WD repeat domain 33. Gene Ontology annotation, cellular component: mRNA cleavage and polyadenylation specificity factor complex. The record is from RefSeq and is a predicted model, not a curated record. Gene Ontology annotation, molecular function: protein binding. NCBI's taxonomy places the organism in Eukaryota, Metazoa, Chordata, Actinopteri, Salmoniformes, Salmonidae. The transcript is spliced from 23 exons. The coding region runs from base 212 to 3583 and encodes 1123 amino acids.
UGAAAAAAAAUAGAAGCUGAACGAGGAGAAAGCGCCGAAAUGGAGGCCGGCGUAGGUGGCUAAACACGAGAAGUGACAAACCGAUACAUUUUCAAUAAACUUUGAGGCGCUUAUGAUUCUCAAAAAGAGUAUAUCUGAGAAGAAUCUAGUUAUCCAUAGCUAGAUAACUCUGCAUUGGAUAUUGUUGGUUUAAAGGAGCAGCAGAUUGACCAUGGCGACGGACACCAGCUCCCCGCCACGGUUCUUCCACAUGCCGCGGUUCCAGCACCAGGCACCACGGCAGCUCUUCUACAAGCGCCCCGACUUCGCCCAGCAGCAGGCCAUGCAGCAGCUCACCUUCGACGGCAAGCGCAUGCGUAAGGCUGUCAACCGCAAGACCAUCGACUACAACCCCUCGGUCAUUAGACACCUGGAGAAUCGUUUGUGGCAGCGAGACCACAGAGAUUUCCGUGCUAUCCAACCAGAUGCAGGAUGCUACAAUGAUCUGGUUCCUCCUGUGGGCAUCUUGAGUAACCCCAUGAAUGCAGUUACCACAAAGUUUGUCCGAACUUCCACGAACAAAGUGAAGUGCCCUGUCUUUGUCAUAAGGUGGACUCCUGAGGGGAGGCGACUUGUCACAGGAGCCUCCAGUGGAGAGUUCACCUUGUGGAACGGACUCACCUUCAACUUUGAGACCAUCUUACAGGCCCAUGACAGCCCCGUGCGGGCCAUGACCUGGUCUCACAACGACAUGUGGAUGCUGACGGCUGACCACGGCGGCUACGUCAAGUACUGGCAGUCCAACAUGAACAACGUCAAGAUGUUCCAGGCUCACAAGGAGGCGAUUAGAGAGGCCAGUUUCUCACCUACGGAUAAUAAAUUUGCCACUUGCUCUGAUGACGGAACCGUACGCAUCUGGGACUUUCUACGCUGUCACGAGGAGAGAAUUCUCAGAGGUCACGGAGCUGACGUGAAGUGCGUGGACUGGCAUCCCACUAAAGGCCUGGUGGUUUCUGGGAGCAAAGAUAGCCAGCAGCCAAUAAAAUUCUGGGAUCCCAAGACCGGACAGAGUUUGGCCACACUUCACGCCCAUAAGAACACGGUGAUGGAGGUGAAGUGGAACCUGAACGGUAACUGGCUGCUGACAGCGUCACGCGACCACCUGUGUAAACUCUUUGACAUCCGCAACCUCAAGGAGGAGCUGCAGGUGUUCCGGGGCCACAAGAAAGAGGCCACAGCUGUAGCGUGGCACCCUGUCCACGAGGGCCUGUUCGCCAGCGGAGGCUCAGACGGAUCCCUCCUCUUCUGGAACGUAGGUGUGGAGAAGGAGGUGGGCGGAAUGGAGAUGGCCCAUGAGGGCAUGAUAUGGAGCCUGGCAUGGCACCCGCUCGGGCACAUCCUCUGCUCGGGAUCCAACGACCACACCAGUAAAUUCUGGACGAGGAAUCGGCCAGGGGACAAGAUGAGGGACAGAUACAAUCUGAAUUUGUUACCUGGGAUGUCAGAGGAUGGAGUGGAAUACGAUGACAUGGAGCCAAACAGCUUAGCUGCCAUUCCUGGCAUGGGGAUCCCCGAUCAGCUCAAAGCUGCCAUGGAACAAGAGGCAAGCGAUAAAGAGACUGCAGCCGAGGAGGAGAUGAGCAUCCCAGGUCUGGAUUGGGGGAUUGAGGAGAUUUUACAGAAAGACCAGAAGAAAGUGCCACAGAAGAAGGUCCCCUACGCCAAACCCAUCCCUGCCCAAUUCCAACAGGCCUGGGCAGAUAAUAAGGUGCCUCUCGUGCCACCGGGAGGAGAGAAGAAAGAAAGGAUGGAUGAGAAGAAAAUGGAUGGGAAGACCAACACCAACCCGAUGAUGCUAGAGCAAAUGAAGAUGGACCGUAUGAAUCAGAUGGAUGGGAACAUGCCUCCCCCGGGAGGUCCACAAGGACCCAUGCCACCUUUCCCUGGUCAGGGAGGAACCAUGCCCCCACCUCCUCAGGGCUUCCCCCAGUCCAUGCCCCCUCAGCAGAUGCCCCACAACAUGGGGCCCCCCAUGGGCCCUGGCGUCAAUCAGGCUCCGUUCAUGCGUCCGGGCCAGAUGGGCCCCCCUCCAGGGUCCCAGCACCACCAGGGGCCUCCUCAGGGCAUGAUGGGUCCCCCUGACCUCCAUGGGCCCCAAGGCAUGCAGAGGCACCCCGGCCCCCACAGAAACAUGGGCCCCCAGGGGCCUCACGGCAUGCCUCCCGGACCCAGAGGGAUGCAGGGCCCCCCCGGAAACAUGCAGGGCCCCCCACCAGGAGGAAUGAUGGGGCCCCCUCGAGGCCAGGGGCCUCCACCACAGGGGGGCAUGAUGCCCCCUCAGGGGAAUAUGAUGGGCCCACAGGGACCCAUGCAGGGCGGGGUGGGGAUGGGGCCUCCCAUGCAGAACCCUCCCAGGACACACGGCAACAUGCCAAGCAUGGGGGGCAUGCAUGGGAUGGGCAACAUGCAGGGGCCACCCCCAGGUGGGAUGCACGGGCCCCCACCGGGUAACAUGCAAGGACCCCCCGGGAACAUGCAGGGCCCCUCUGGAAACAUGCAAGGACCCCCAGGCAAUAUGCAGGGCCCACCAGGCAACAUGCAGGGGCCUCCAUCCUACAUGCAGCACCAGGUGGGACAAAACACUGGCCCCAUGAUGCAUGGGAUGGGACAGCAAGGACCCAAUGGCAAAGGAGAUACCCGAGGGCCUCCUAACCACCACAUGGGUCCUCCACCUGGGGGCCAGGGGCAGGGCGGCCCUGGGGGCCCUGACCAGGGCUCUGGUUCUUACUGGGGAGACUCUCAGCAGGGGCGCCGAUCCAACGACUUCAAUGAAGGUGGCCAGGACUUCCACGGACGGGGGGAGGAGAGCUGGAGGAGAGGGUCCAGCCAGGAAUACCAGGGAGGCCACAGAGGAGGAGGGGGAGGAGGGUUUGGUGGUUAUGUGAGUCCAGGAGAGGAGUUUGACCAGAGGCAGAGAGACAGACUGCCUCCACCAAGGCAUGGCCAGGACUCAGACGACACGUACAGAGGGGUUGGACAGGGUCGCCCUGGGGGGAGGGGGUUCCCUGAUGAGUUUGGUGGGCCGGAAGAGAACUUUGACACCUCAAAUGAGAUGGCCGGAGGUUGGGACAACGGUGGGAGGGGGAGACCCCCCCGAGGAGGGGGCCCACCCAGAGGAGGAGGAGGUGGUGGAGGUGGACGCCAGGGCUUGCUCCCCACCCCUGAUGAGUUCCCCCCACACUAUGAGGGAGGCAGAAGUCAGGAGGCCUGGGAGGGCGGGCAAGAUCAAGGUCACGAGGCUUACAGAGAAGGCCAGCGCUCCGAGCACGGCCCGCCGCACGACAGCCCGUCCCCUGCCAGCCGUGAGCGCUCCUCCUCCCUGCAGGGCAUGGACAUGGCCUCGCUGCCCCCACGCAAACGCCCGUGGCACGACGGCCCGGGCACCGGAGACCAAGACUCCCCGGGAGCAGGGGUAGAGGACAGGACAACAGGCCGACCGCCCCAGAGAGAGGAAGGCGGCUACGGCCCCUCGACCCGCGGCGGCAGAGGGGGCUGGAGGGGGGCGCCCCGCGGGGCCCCCAGGGGAGGAGGGCGUGGCCGGUAGGACUGAAGGAACAACUCACUACCAAUCCACCUACCUGCUCCCCACCAAACCUCCACUCUCUUACCUCCCCAUCCCCUUUUCCCUCCUAUUCACCCCCCCCCCCCCUGCAAAGAGGACAGGGACCAAAAAGAGAUACACAACCACUACCGCCACCUCCUGUCCCCCAGAUCAGUGGAUCAUCUCUGGGCUCAGACUACACCUCUUCAGGCCUGCUUGUAAGGCUGGAGGAUGGAUUGUUUACUGUGUGUAUAGGGGCCUCGUGGAGUGGGAAAGGGCCUUUAUUGCUGUAUGUGUCGAAAGCCUCAGGUCUCUCACUACGGGAUGGACGAGUUGCUAUCUUUACAUUUGGAUCCUUUAGACGACAGAUUCCGCCCUAUGGCUCUUUGCCAUACUCAUCCUGAUUGGUCGCUGCAGGUGUUGUCUAGUGGCCUGAUUGGACACGACAAGCUGAAGCAAUCACUGAUUGGUCAAGGUUUCUAUUCCAAGUUCAGACAUGGGCCACAUAACAGAAUGGUUUUUGUCAGUGUGGUUUGAACAAAGCAUUGCAAGAAACCUGGGGUUUAUUCAGGAGGGUGCAACGUUUAGAACAUUGCAGACAGGCAUUGGUAGGAUUCCUCAUUCUGCAUGAGAAAGAAUUGUCUGUUCUCAACAUAUUUCUGUCUUAAUGUUUUGUAAUGCUGCACCCUCCUGAAUAAACCCCUGGACACACUUCAUGUGAUAAUGUGAACUGCCCAUAGUUUCUCUUUUCUACAUGUACUGUAUCAACCACGCAUAAUUGAAAGAGUCCAGGAUUUUACGCAGUUGGACACAUUGAACUUUGCCGAUAGGAAUACAAUGUACAGAUCAGACAACUUUUGUUUGUUUUGGGGAGAAUAGAGAACCAUGUCCACUCUGUACAUUACAUUUAUAUCUGAAAAUGUUCAGAGGCUGUUGCGCCACACUGAAAAUGCCCACCGUUUCAAGAUUCAUUAUUCCAGGAGAGGAUUUGGUCCUCGGCUAUAAGUUGCAUCCCAAAUGGCACCCUAUUCCCUAUAUAGUGCACUACUUUUUAACACGGCCCAUAUGGGGUAUGGUCAAAAGUAGUGCACUAUAUAGGGAAUAGGGUGCCAUUUGGGAUGCUCAGCAGUCCUGUUUGUCACUGGUAGUUAACAAACAGAACAGGGCGUUGAAUGUGUUAUUCCCCCCAAGUCCUCGGCUCCAUUAAUUUAAGUUCAUUUUUAAAUGUCCAAUAAUGGAGAGAAGAAGAAUCACUGUCUCAUCGCCGGGCUCCCCUGAAUAUCGAGGCGGCCUUCCUCUCUUUCUAAAUGUACAGUUUGUCAUGAGAUUGUCAUAUUGCUUUUGUCCAUUUUUUUGUAUGAGACUAUAAUAGAAAUGUGUGCAAAAUGUCA